CCCUCUCCUCUCCUCCUCCUCUCUUUUAGAAGCAGCGGUCGGAGAUGGAUGUCUCUCUUUGCCCAGCCAAGUGUAGUUUCUGGCGGAUUUUCUUGCUGGGCAGCGUCUGGCUGGACUAUGUGGGCUCCGUGCUGGCGUGCCCGGCGAAUUGUGUCUGCAGCAAGACGGAGAUCAAUUGCCGGCGGCCGGACGAUGGGAACCUCUUCCCCCUCCUGGAAGGGCAGGAUUCGGGGAACAGCACCGGGAACGCCAGCAUCAACAUCACGGACAUCUCCAGGAACAUCACUUCCAUACACAUAGAGAACUGGCGCGGCCUGCACACGCUCAACGCCGUGGACAUGGAGCUCUACACGGGCCUGCAAAAGCUGACCAUCAAGAACUCAGGACUCCGGAGCAUCCAGCCCAGAGCCUUUGCCAAGAACCCCCACCUGCGCUACAUAAACCUGUCGAGUAACCGGCUCACCACACUCUCAUGGCAGCUCUUCCAGACGCUGAGUCUUCGGGAAUUGAGGUUGGAGCAGAACUUCUUCAACUGCAGCUGUGACAUCCGCUGGAUGCAGUUGUGGCAGGAGCAGGGGGAGGCCAAGCUGAACAGCCAGCACCUCUACUGCAUCAGCGCCGAGGGCUCCCAGCUGCCCCUGUUCCGCAUGAACAUCAGCCAGUGUGACAUCCCGGAGAUCAGUGUGAGCCACGUGAACCUGACCGUGCGGGAGGGCGACAACGCUGUCAUCACGUGCAAUGGCUCUGGCUCGCCCCUGCCCGAUGUGGACUGGAUGGUCACCGGGCUGCAGUCCAUCAACACCCACCAGACAAACCUGAACUGGACCAAUGUGCACGCCAUCAACCUGACGCUGGUCAACGUGACGAGCGAGGACAACGGCUUCUCCCUGACGUGCAUCGCAGAGAACGUGGUGGGCAUGAGCAACGCCAGCGUCGCCCUCACCGUCCACUACCCUCCGCGCGUGGUGAGCCUGGAGGAGCCCGAGCCGCGCCUGGAGCACUGCAUCGAGUUCAUGGUGCGCGGCAACCCGCCGCCAACCCUGCACUGGCUGCACAACGGGCAGCCCCUGCGCGAGUCCAAGAUCAUCCGCGUGGAGUUCUACCAGGAGGGCGAGGUGUCCGAGGGCUGCCUGCUCUUCAACAAGCCCACCCACUACAACAACGGCAACUACACCCUCAUCGCCAAGAACCCGCUGGGCACCGCCAACCAGACCAUCAACGGCCACUUCCUCAAGGAGCCCUUCCCAGAGAGCACGGAUAACUUUGUCUCCAUCUAUGAAGUGAGCCCCACACCGCCUAUCACUGUGACCCACAAGCCAGAGGAAGACACUUUUGGGGUGUCCAUCGCCGUCGGGCUCGCCGCCUUUGCCUGCGUGCUGCUGGUGGUUCUCUUUAUCAUGAUCAACAAGUACGGCCGACGGUCCAAAUUUGGAAUGAAGGGUCCCGUGGCUGUCAUCAGCGGGGAGGAGGACUCGGCCAGCCCGCUGCACCACAUCAACCACGGCAUCACCACGCCCUCGUCGCUGGACGCCGGGCCCGACACGGUGGUCAUUGGCAUGACCCGCAUCCCGGUCAUCGAGAACCCCCAGUACUUCCGUCAGGGGCACAACUGCCACAACCCCGACACAUACGUGCAGCACAUCAAGAGGCGCGACAUCGUGCUGAAGCGGGAACUGGGCGAGGGCGCCUUUGGGAAGGUCUUCCUGGCCGAGUGCUACAACCUCAGCCCGACCAAGGACAAGAUGCUGGUGGCCGUGAAGGCCCUGAAGGACCCCACCCUGGCCGCCCGGAAGGACUUCCAGAGGGAGGCGGAGCUGCUCACCAACCUGCAGCACGAGCACAUCGUCAAGUUCUAUGGCGUGUGCGGCGAUGGGGACCCGCUCAUCAUGGUGUUUGAGUACAUGAAGCACGGAGACCUGAACAAGUUCCUGCGGGCCCACGGGCCAGACGCCAUGAUCCUUGUGGACGGGCAGCCGCGCCAGGCGAAAGGCGAGCUGGGACUCUCGCAGAUGCUGCACAUCGCCAGCCAGAUCGCCUCGGGCAUGGUCUACCUGGCCUCCCAGCACUUCGUGCACCGGGACCUGGCCACCCGGAACUGCCUGGUGGGGGCCAACCUGCUGGUGAAGAUCGGAGACUUCGGCAUGUCCCGGGACGUCUACAGCACCGACUACUACAGGCUCUUUAAUCCAUCUGGAAAUGAUUUUUGUAUAUGGUGUGAGGUCGGAGGUCACACCAUGCUCCCCAUCCGCUGGAUGCCCCCCGAGAGCAUCAUGUACCGGAAGUUCACCACGGAGAGCGAUGUGUGGAGCUUCGGGGUUAUCCUCUGGGAGAUCUUCACCUAUGGCAAGCAGCCCUGGUUCCAGCUCUCCAACACGGAGGUCAUUGAGUGCAUCACCCAAGGCCGCGUGUUGGAGCGGCCCCGAGUCUGCCCCAAAGAGGUGUAUGACGUCAUGCUUGGCUGCUGGCAGCGGGAGCCGCAGCAGCGGCUCAACAUCAAGGAGAUCUACAAAAUCCUCCACGCGUUGGGGAAGGCCACCCCCAUCUACCUGGACAUCCUCGGCUAGGCCCGCGGCGGCUGUGGUCACGGAGUCUUGCCUGUUGCCUCCUCUCUCCAGCCUCACACGCCCCCCCGCCACCUCACAGCCCCUUCCCCGCCCUUGACUGAAGCGAACAUCUUCAUAUAAACUCAAGUGCCUGCUACACAUACGACACUGAAAAACGGAAAGAAGAAACCCUGUAAGGCAGUUGGCGUCUAUAUAUAUAUAUAGAUAUAUAAUAUAUAUAUUUAUAUACCUACUAUCUAUCUAUAUCUACAGAGAGAUCCCUUCUCUAAUCCCCAGAGAAGCUGCUAACACAGAAACCACAGGACUACAACGACAACUCAGAAAAUCGUCAACAUGACGAACACAGACAGAAGUUCCCUUUGACUUAAGCUGUGGCCCGUGCCUCCUCGGCUCUGGCUUUUUGGGGCGGAAGACCUGGACGAUGCACAGAGACGGGGGCUGGGAGGAGCUGGGUGGACCCCGGUCCUCCGCACAGGGGGGCUGCACUCCAGCCCUGCUCAGCAAGGACCGCGCUGGACCUGGGCCUCUGUCUCCCCUGGCCACGCCCCCAAGCCUUCCCUCUUCCGGGGACCUUCGUCUCCUCCAAGACCCUUUUUCUACUGGAAAGUGUCGUCCGGAUGCCUCCGGGAGCCGGCGAUGGUGCCCACACACUGAGCAAAGAGCAACAAGGACACGCAGGCGGCCACAGCGUCUCCCGUGUAACCCACGCCCUAGGGAACUGUCGUCUGUCCUCGGAGCAUCAAGAACUGGCGGGCUUUCUGGACUGACAGGCCCACCGAGGAGCGAGCUGUGACCCCGGCCCACCUUGAGGCACUGCCCUGCCUUUCAUCACCCGAGGGACUCCCGGGCCCCGCCUCCCACACUCAGGCCUUCGGGGCGUUGGGGUCAGGGCAGGGACGUGCCCAUGUUGUCUCCACACAUGGAUACAGAGGGUCUCAGCAGCGGGAGACUUCAUCCUUGUCCGUCCUGAUGAGAUGUGCCCCUCUGGGUCCUCUGCUUCCCCCGGAUCCUGGCCCCACCUCCUGGGCGUCUCCCGAGUCGGCGGUGAACCCGCGGCACAGGCCCUGGCAUGCUCCUCGCGUGUUGGGCCCUGGGCGGAUUGAUGCGUCUGCCUGCCUGGGAGCUGCCGUGGAUGCCCAGGGGCUGAGAAAUCGCCGUGGGGGUGGGUGGGGGCGGGGCUUCUCUGGGAGAGGCCAGUGCGUGGCCAGUGCUGCAGGCCCCGCGUCCUCAUCGAGCCCUGCUCAGGGACAGAAUGAGACACCUGGGCCGGCGCCCGCUCCCCUGCCUGCCCUCCCGGCUGCUGCUGUCCAGGACUGAGGGCCACAGAGCUGGGACCACAGCCCCACGGAGCCUCCUGCUGGGGAGGCCAGGGUGCACCCCUCCGGACCACCUCACCCCAAGCACAGAUCCACCUCACGGACUGGUCACUGCCCAUUGGGGCCUCCGGGGGCCUCUGGUCUGCCCCCUGCCCUGUCCGCCGGAGGGACCGUCCUCAUCGGGGCGCCUGGUCACCUGCAGCGUGGGCCUCCCGGUGUGGAGCUCGGGACUGACUUCUGUGUUUGUGAUUUCCCUUCUUUUUUUAGACCAACACGUGUUUGUAUUCUAACAGAAGAGCUGUGCUCAGACUGUCGGCUGUGGGGAUGGGGAGGGGCUGCUCAGCUGGGCUGGGGGGGUGCUGGAGCUUGUCGGGGGUUUUCUCGGUGCCCGGUGCCCAGCCCUGAGGGCUUCUGAGGGGAGCGCUUUGGAUUGACUCCCCUGCUGUCCUGUGGCAGUGACCCCCUCCACGGGAGGCCCUCGGGCGCUGUGGGCUGGUGGGGCUGCACGCAGGGUGCAGUCGGGGUUAGGGCUGGUGGCUCAGGGCGUCGUCUGCCUGGACCGGGUCACUGGGGCCCGAGGGAAAGUGUCAGCUGCCUGUCGUGAGAGCAGAAGAGAAAGGGUGGCGGACGGGGGGCGGGGGCACCUCACGCUUAUUGCUCUUGCUGGGCUGUGUAGAGUCUGCUUUACAUGGUGGCCUGUGAGCCUUGGCAACUGAAACCAUCCAGGGGUUUGGAUCGGGAAGGAGGUGGGGAGAGCGCUGGGAAUGGAGGGGGCUGGGGGGCUCUGGAGGGGGAGGGGCAUGCGUACUCCUCCUGUAGCGAGACAGGGCGUGGACUCAUCGUGCCGUGACUCAGUUUCCCCACCUGCAAGAGGAGGGGUGUGCUUGCUGAUCUCUGGCCCCAUAUACCUCUUAAACCAUUGGAUUCUAA
Molecule: messenger RNA, 4810 nt
Organism: Myotis brandtii (Brandt's bat)
Lineage: Eukaryota; Metazoa; Chordata; Mammalia; Chiroptera; Vespertilionidae
Gene: NTRK3
Product: neurotrophic tyrosine kinase, receptor, type 3
Exons: 18
Coding region: 45-2564 (839 amino acids)
Biological process (GO): cell surface receptor protein tyrosine kinase signaling pathway; protein phosphorylation; multicellular organism development
Cellular component (GO): axon; plasma membrane; signaling receptor complex
Molecular function (GO): neurotrophin binding; ATP binding; neurotrophin receptor activity
Source: RefSeq, a predicted model, not a curated record